AGUCACGUUUUCGUUUUUCCAUAUGUGGGUCAGGACUCAUGAGUCUCAGCUCUCACCUAUCAGAUUUGAUGGAACACAUCGCUGUACACGUAAGAUUAACUUUUCAAUAGAUUGGUGGUGGCAUAUUAUUAGUCAGUCUUUGCCUGCUGUCAGAGAAAGAAGUAAGCUGGCUUUCUCAAGAUGGCUAGCAAAAGAGGCGACAAAAACUCGAAACGGUCGUCGUCGGCGGGUAGGAAACUCAUUGCCUCUGUGGAUUUUGGUACCACCUCAGUUCGCUGCUUUCUCUUCGAUCACCAAGGACGCGUUAGGUCUAGCGCCGCAGUAAAGGUGAAUCAAAUAUACCCACAACAAGGCUGGAACGAAAUAGAUCCCGAAGACGUCUGGACUAAGUUUCAAAGUGUUUUCAAACUCGCCCUAGAAAAUGCCGAUGCCGAUGUAUCUGACGUCAAAGUGUUUGGUCUCUCCACACAACGGGGCUCUUUCGUGACGUGGGAUAAACGGACCGGAAAGCCCUUUCACAAUUUUAUAACAUGGAAAGAUUUAAGAGCUGACCAUCUUGUGAAAUCAUGGAACAACUCUUGGACAAUUCAAGGCAUCCGUUUGGGCUCCAUCAUCAUGCAUAAAGCAACUCGGAACAAGCGCUAUUUAGCUGGUAGUGCUUUUAAAUUUAUGAAUGGUUUGGUUUCUUUACGUCUACGCUGGGCCCUAGACAACCACGAAAAUCUCCGUCAAGCAGCCCAAGAAGGUCACGCUCUUUUGGGUACCAUAGAGACGUUCCUUAUCUAUAGAUUGACGCAAGGUCGUCUCCACGCAACGGAUUACAGCAAUGUCUGUGUGAGUGGGCUAUGGGAUCCUUACACUUUUCAAUGGGUUGACUGGCUGAUAAACAUGCUGGAUAUUCCUAAAUCCAUGCUUCCAGAAAUUAAAGAUUCCUGCGGCAGCCAUUGGGGUUCUAUUCAUAAAAAUAUUUUUGGUGCUGAAAUUCCGAUACGUUGCGUUGUAUCGGAUCAAGGCGCUUCGUUAUUCGGCUCGCUAUCUUUCAACCAAGGGGAUGUCCGGUUAACGAUGGGUACCGGUUCCUUUGUCUCGUACAACACGAGCGAAAAACCACAUGCCUCCGUCUCUGGUCUAUAUCCAGUAGUAGGGUGGAAGAUUGGUGAUGAAGUGGUCUUCAUUGCAGAAGGUCAUUCUAGCGACACGGCCACUGUCAUCGAAUGGUGUCGCGAGAUUGACCUUUUUGAAGACUAUAACGAAAUUGAGAAAAUAAUUACUUCCAUACCGAAUAGUGAUGAUGUUUUUUUCGUUCCAGCAUUCAGUGGAAUCCAAGCACCCAUUAACGACGAAACCGUUGCUACAGGUUUCAUUGGGAUCAAACCUUCCACACGCAAAGCCCAUCUUUUGCGAGCCGCAGUCGAAUCGUUAGCUUUCAGGGUGUACCAAAUGUGCCAGCUGAUGUACCAGGAAACAGGCCAAGUCGUAACAAAGAUGCGAGUCGACGGCGGUGUAAGUCGCAAUGAUUUUUUGAUGCAGCUGAUCGCUGAUCUUACUAUGAUGACCAUUGAUCGUCCGGUAUUUAUUGAAAGUGCCGCUCAUGGCGCCGCAAUGAUGGCAGGACUCUCUUUCGGGAUAUGGAAUUCGCGAAGUGAAUUGCAACAUAUGCGACAAACGGAGCGUAUCUUCCUCCCUGUUGAAAAUCGCUGGUUGGAUUAUGCCCCACUGUACAGUUCAUGGAAAAAUGCCGUCCGAAGGCUUUGUCAUUGGUAUUAGGUUGAUAUCAACGACAAAGGAAAAACAAAUCAAAGCUGACUACCCACAUUUCCUAAGGUUAUUUCACCGUUUUUCUCCUAAUCAAAAAGUUUACGUUGUGGAGAAUUUUCUCGAAAUGUUUUUCACUGUAGGUUUUCAAAGGAAACUAUUUUUCUAAGUGUAAAAUGUUAAAUUGGACCAGCUAUGCCUUUUCAUUCUUUUGGGUGUUUUUACAUUCUGUCACACAAAGCGAAUAUACUCGGGAAUCUGCAAGAAAAUCCGCUGACUUUUGUGUCAUACUUUAUGUGUUUAUCGAACAUGCAACAGUAAAAAUGUGAUGCUUUCCAGAA
Molecule: messenger RNA, 2096 nt
Organism: Daphnia magna
Lineage: Eukaryota; Metazoa; Arthropoda; Branchiopoda; Diplostraca; Daphniidae
Product: putative glycerol kinase 5
Biological process (GO): triglyceride metabolic process; glycerol-3-phosphate biosynthetic process; glycerol metabolic process
Cellular component (GO): mitochondrion
Molecular function (GO): glycerol kinase activity
Source: RefSeq, a predicted model, not a curated record